Messenger RNA from Daktulosphaira vitifoliae (grape phylloxera), 4693 nucleotides. Its product is annotated as transcriptional regulator ATRX homolog. The transcript is spliced from 29 exons. Gene Ontology annotation, molecular function: ATP hydrolysis activity; ATP-dependent chromatin remodeler activity; ATP binding. The coding region runs from base 132 to 4607 and encodes 1491 amino acids. The record is from RefSeq and is a predicted model, not a curated record. Gene Ontology annotation, cellular component: nucleus. Lineage: Eukaryota; Metazoa; Arthropoda; Insecta; Hemiptera; Phylloxeridae.
UAUUUUUUUAAUAUCGAUAUCAUUUCAUAUUAACGAAUGUUAUUGUUUAUAAUUUCAUAUUUUAAUUUUGCAAUAUUUUGAUAUACAUUAAAUCUGAACUUUCUAUUUCAAUAUUCUAAUUCGAAAUUACAAUGAACACUGUAUAUCCUGAUAAAAAAGAAAUAGAAUUUCGCUCCACAAAUUAUUCAGAUAUUUUAUGUGUUUGGAGAAAUGAAAUGACAUGUACAAUAUGCACUACCAGUUUAAAAAAUGAAAUUAUUGUGAAAAAAAUGAUAUUCGUCCAUAAAACUUUUUUAACUCUUUGUUGUUAUAACUGUUUCUAUAAAUUGUGUGAAGGAAAUGAAUAUUGUUGUAUUUUAUGUCAGUCAAAUGAUGGUCUAUCAUGUUGUUCUUUAUGUGGUCUCAAUGUUUGUUAUCGUUGUGCAAAAAAUCAUAAACUUCCAAAAAAUGAUAAAAAUUGUUUAAUUAAAUGUUUUAACUGUGCUCCACAAACUUUAUGGAGUAAUAGAGCUAAGACUGUUAUUGCAUUGAAAGUGUUUUCUUCUCAAUUACAUUUAUCUCGCGGACUAAUAGUUAAUGAAACUGAAGAUGAACAACUUGUUAGAAAAUACUUAAUUAAUGAAGCUAAAACUAGUUCUAAAAAUAUAAAUAAUAUUAAAGAUAUUAUUUGUUUAGAACAUUUAAGUGAUUCAUUCAAAUUAGUCAUAAAUGAAACUUUAUUGGAAUUGGAAAAUCAAUUUAAUGAUAGUACCGAGUCUCAUGAAGAACACUUAAAUAAUUUUAUUCACACAUGUGAAAAAGUAUUGGAAAAUGCAUUUUCCACAUUGAACAAUGUUAAAAAAAUAUAUAAUAUAAAAACUCACUUUAAUCCCAUGGUACUAUCUAUUAUCAAGUCUAUAUUAAAACCGGUUGAGGAAAAUAUUGAUAAUACAGUAAAUAAAACUCCGAGUAGAAAAAAAAGCAUAACAAAUAUUUCUGUAGAAAAUGAACAUGCAAUACAAGAAAAUGACACAAAUGCUUCUCUACAGGAGAAUGAGAAUCAGGAUAAAAGUAGGGAUGUUUUUGUUGUUAUAGAACGACUUGAUGAUGUUUUAUUAGAAAAAGUUUUAAAAAAAAAAAAAAAUCAAUCUUGUGAUGAUAACUCUGAUGAAGAUAGAGACCCAUGUCAUCCAUUAAAUAUGUUUGAUGAAAAUCUCUCUAGUGAGGAGGAUGAGAAAAGUUUCCAAAUUAAGACCAGUACUAAAAUUAUACAAAAUAAAAAAGAAAAUUUCUCAAAAAGUUCAUGUGUAUUAAUUUGUGAAAAUUCAGAUGAUAAAGAAUAUGAUAAGCUUACACGUUUAACAAGUAUUGAAAGAAGCAAAGUCGUCAAAAAUAUAGAAAAUAACUCAAAUGAAUCGGAUUGUUCUGUCAACUCUGUAAACUCUAACAUAAGAAAAUCAUCCUUUGAUGAUAAGGAUUCAUUAAAGAGGCAAAACAGUCAAACUAAUGAUAGCCAAAAAUUGAUGGAAGAUAUAAUAAAUGAUAUUCAAGACACAGAAAUUGGAGAUGAAUCUUUAAACAGCCAAGAAGAACAUAUGCUAAGUCCUAUCCGUAAUAUUUUUUCUGAAGUAAAAAAUACAAUUGAAAUUCCUAAAAUUGACGAAGAAAUGAGUGAUAAUGAAAGUGAAGAUAGUUGUAUACUAGAUGUUGUAGAAUCAUGUAUUAAUGAAUUUAAAAGACAUGGAGUUGAACACUACCUUAAUAAAGAACGAAAUAAAAAUAUAGAAAGUAAAUUAAAUGUUUCACCAGAAAACUCAGAAAUUUAUGAUAAAGAUGAAUCAAGUUCAUCAUCCACCAAUGAAGAACUUAAUAAAAUACGUAAAUUCAAACCUUGUUCCCCCAUUAAUAUUUCAUUAACAACUGAAAGUGAUAGCAACACAGAUACUGAAAAAAUUAAUAAUGGAAGAAAAAGAAAUAAUGGUUACUCUAAUGAUUCAGAUUCAUCAUCAAAAUAUUUUAAACCAUCGCCUAAAAAACGUCGCAGGAUAAAAAAGAAUUCAUUUAGUCACAGUUCCAGUGAAUUUAAUUCUGAUAAAAGUAGUAGAAGUAAUUCACCUAUUAUUUUACGUAUAAAACCUAAAAAUAAUUUGAUAAAAGAUAAUGAUUCAGAUACUAGUGAAGAUUCUACUUCUGAUAGUAAUACAACUUUAUUUCUUUCUCAAAAAAAAAAGCGAAAAGAAAUACGUUCAAUAAUUAAAUCAAAUGAUCUAAGUGAGUCAACUAAAAAUGCCUUAAUAGAAGAAGAUUUGAGAAAAAAGAGAAUUGAAGAACGGCAAAAACUUUACAAUGAAACAUUUGAAAUGCCUUUGCUAACAGGAACUUGUGAUAAUCUGAUUUUAGAUUUUGAUCCAGUUAAUAAAAAAGAACUUGUUACUGUACAUCCAAACUUUGUAAAAUGUUUAAAACCUCACCAAAUUAAAGGUGUUAAAUUUUUAUGGCAAUCUGUAUUUGAAACAUUGGACCAUGCCAAAAAUCACCCAGGAUCAGGAUGUAUAAUUGCUCAUUGUAUGGGCUUGGGUAAAACAUUGCAAAUAAUAACGUUAAUACAUACAUUAUUUUCACAUUCGGAAAUUGGCAUUAAGACAGUAUUGAUUAUUGCUCCACAUUGUACACUUGAAAAUUGGAUUAGAGAAUUUGAUAAAUGGCUACAAGAUAUUCCUGGGAGAAGUAUACCAAUUAUUAAUUUAGCCGAUUCCAAAACUUACAUCAGUAGAGCUAAUGCAAUACAAGAGUGGACUAACGGUUAUGGAGUUCUAAUUGCAAGUUAUAACAUGUUUAGAUCUAUUGUUAAUUUUAAAGAUGUCGAAAAAAAAUAUCCAUCUAUUAUAAGUGGACUUCUAGAUCCAGGUCCUGAUUUAAUAAUCUGUGACGAAGGUCAUUUAUUAAAAAACCAUGAAUCUUUACUUUCAAAAUCAUUUAAAAAAUUGAAAACUCGUCGAAGAAUUGUUUUAACGGGAACUCCAAUGCAAAAUAACCUAAAAGAGUAUUAUUGUAUGGUUGAAUUUGUAUUCCCUAAUAUAUUAGGAACAAUGAAAGAAUUUACUAAUCGUUUUAUAAAUCCUAUAACCAAUGGACAAUAUUCAGAUUCUACACUUCAUGAUGUAAAAUUAAUGAAACGAAGAUCACAUGUGUUACAUAAAAUUUUAAAAGGAAUUAUACAAAGAUUUGACUAUAGUGUUCUUACACCUUUUUUGCCUCCUAAACAUGAAUAUGUUAUUUAUUUAAAACUAUCAGAACUACAAAUCAAAUUAUACAAACACUUUUUGGAUAAUCAUAGACAACCUGAUUUAUUUACAAAUUUUUUUAUUCUUAAGUUGAUAUGGACUCAUCCAAAACUACUAUCAAUCCAUGUCAUGAAUGUAAAGAAAAAAAUUGAAAAACAAAAAUAUAAAGAACUGGAAGCUCAAUUUUUGAAUGAUGAAUCAGAUAAAAGUGAUUUAGAAGAAGGAAUAGAGGAAAAUGCAGGUGAGAAACUUCUUUCAGUUUUAGAAUUGAAUAAAACAAGAGGCACAGAUUUAGAUCCUAACUGGUGGAAACCUUUAAUACCAAAAAGAAGUAUGCUUAAUUCUGUACAUCCAUUUUCAAAAUUUAUUAUGAUGUUUGCAAUACUGAAAGAGUGUGAAGAAAUAGGAGAUAAAGUAUUGUUAUUCAGUGAGUCUUUGUAUACUCUUGAUUUAAUUCAAGAAUUUUUGGAAAAUACUGAAGAUAUUCAUGAUCAAGCUGGUCCUUAUGGAAACUCGUGGAUUCAAGGGGAAGAUUUUUUUAGAGUUGACGGAAAUGUCUCAGUCAAAAUUAGAGAAGAAUGUUGCCAAAAAUUUAAUGAUAUUUCCAAUACUAGAUUACGUCUUUUACUGUUAUCUACAAGAGCAUUUAAUUUGGGAAUAAACUUAGUUGCUGCUAACAGAGUCAUAAUAUUUGAUGUUACUUGGAAUCCAUCAUUAAAUGUGCAAAGUAUAUUUCGUGUAUUCAGAUUCGGACAAACCAAGCCAUGUUAUGUGUAUAGAUUAGUUUCAGAGGGAACUAUGGAAGAAAAAAUGUAUAAUCGUCAAAUUUCAAAAUUAUCUAUGGCUUUCAGAGUUGUUGAUGAACAUCAAAUUGAUAGACAUUUCAAUGCAAAAGAUCAAGAUGAACUAUAUGAAUUUGAUCCAUGUACUAGUAAACCUAAAACACAAAUUUUUCCCAAAGAUCGCUUAAUGCAAAAUUUAAUUUAUGGUUAUAAAGAUAUUAUAAUAAAUGUUUUGGAACAUGAUUCAUUAUUGCAAAAUAAUGAAGCAGAAGAACUAGAUCAGAAUGAUCAAGAAGCUGCAUGGGCCGAAUAUGAAAAUGAAAGACAAGGGAUCAACCUACAAUUUCAAAAUUCUUUUGGAUUUCAAAACUCUGUUUUUGAUAUACAAGGGCAAAACCAACAUUACCAAAACCGAACACAAGUUAGAGCAACACAUAUACAGACUUCUAGAGAAGAUGAACAGUUAUUUAAUUCAUUAAAGUCUUUAUUUCCACAAGCUAGCCUAAUACAAUUGAAUGAAAUGUUAAAUCAAGUUAAAUCAGCAAAAAAUAAUUUUCAAUAAUUUGUUAAUUCAUUGUGUUUUGUAUUAUUAUUCUAUUUUAUAAAAGUUUGUUUUUUUCUUCAUCUAAUAAAAUAAUUUUAAAUCAA